Messenger RNA from Frankliniella occidentalis (western flower thrips), 682 nucleotides. RefSeq names its product troponin C, isoallergen Bla g 6.0101. Gene Ontology annotation, molecular function: calcium ion binding; enzyme regulator activity. NCBI's taxonomy places the organism in Eukaryota, Metazoa, Arthropoda, Insecta, Thysanoptera, Thripidae. The transcript is spliced from 6 exons. The record is from RefSeq and is a predicted model, not a curated record. The coding region runs from base 133 to 624 and encodes 163 amino acids.
UCCCCGCUCGCCUCCCCUCGCCCGCCGCACGCCCUCCUCCCCGCGAGUCUCAGACUGAUUGAUACGACUCUCCCACUGUGAGUUGCGCUCCCGAGCGGUUGACACCCUCCGGACACCCCUACACUCGCCACCAUGGUUGAAGACCUCACGAAAUCGCAGACAAAGAUGCUGGAGCGCGUCUUCCAGGACUACGACAAGGGCAAGACUGGCAAGAUAAACGUGGACGAGAUCUACGACAUGAUGGAGCAGAUCGGCGCGGGCCUCAACAAGGCGGCGAUACAGACUAUGAUCCAGGAGGUGGACACUUGGGGCUCAGGGGAACUGGACUUCCACGCGUUCGCCACCCUGGCCGCCAGGUUCAUCGUGGAGGAGGACCCCAACAAACUGCGAGACGAACUGAGACAAGCGUUCCUGUUUUUCGACAGAGAAGGUAAUGGCUACAUCACAACAGACCAGCUCCGAGAGAUCCUUUGGGAGCUGGACGGCACCAUCGGGGUGGAGGACAUGAACCAGAUCAUGGAAGAGAUUGACGCUGACGGAUCUGGAACCGUAGACUUUGAAGAGUUCCUGGCUGUGAUGAUGGGAGGUGAGGAAGAAAAAGAAAAGAAGUUUGUCGGCGAAUAAAAAUUUCCUAUGUCUGUAAAAAAAAAAUCCCCGGAAGAAAAUAAUUAAAAAAACUCAA